Messenger RNA from Hippocampus zosterae (dwarf seahorse), 2643 nucleotides. It is a transcript of the gene glyctk, whose product is annotated as glycerate kinase. The transcript has 4 exons. Gene Ontology annotation, cellular component: cytoplasm. Bases 416 to 2170 code for a protein of 584 amino acids. NCBI's taxonomy places the organism in Eukaryota, Metazoa, Chordata, Actinopteri, Syngnathiformes, Syngnathidae. The record is from RefSeq and is a predicted model, not a curated record. Gene Ontology annotation, biological process: protein phosphorylation. Gene Ontology annotation, molecular function: glycerate kinase activity.
CAAAUGAAGAGAUGUGUGCAGUGGAGGUAAUGGUGUUGCCUCAUGUGGUAAGUCCAAGUCAAUCAUUACACACACACAUGCAUAGUUUUUUUUGAGUCGGUAGUUUGACUUUUGAAACACUAGCUCGCUUACUAAGUUGAAACGCACCGACGAAGCUUCCAUUUCAACUUUGUUGCAGGUAGGUCUCAGCACUGGGCCUCUACGUGCGAAUCAGUAAUCAGUUUUGACUUAUGGCAACUUGUGAAUGUAGCUAAUAAAGCCUAUUGACUCUGUGAUCCAUUGAUUUUCGUUUACAUGAUGAACUCUCCGAUUAGCAUUGUGUCAAGAUACUGUCCCCACCAAAAGUCUCGGAAAGGCAAAAUAAAUUCCUUUGUUUUUGUUGUAUACUUUUGACAUUUAGAUUUUAGCUCAAAAGAUGAAUAGAAGGUUGGAAGAGGUUUUGAGGAAUGGUGCAAUUGUCAUUCACCUCAAAAAGGUGUCAUGGACAGGCAACCACAGAAGGUGGAACCAGGUUGUUUUUGGUUAUAACUGGUGCAAUGCAAAAGUGGCAUUGGAGAACCACUGGAAAACUGCUGUAUAUAUGUUUUUCCUGCUCUCAGGCAAUCUCUUUCAGGCAUCAAUGGCUCGUGUUCUUUCUCUGAUCCGGCCUCAACCAUUCUUGGCUCUCUUGGGGAGGAGGAAAAUGUCACUACACUGCCGGGCGCGUGAGUUGUUUGCGGCGGCAGUGGAAGCUGUGCAGCCGGAUGUUGCCAUUCGGCAGGGUUUGCAACGCCAAGACGACUCCGUGGUGGUUAUUGGCAGCGGCACUCGCAAAUUCACGCUAAGAAACAAUGUGCAUGUCGUGGGGUUUGGAAAAGCGGUGCUUGGCAUGGCCACCGAAGCAGAGAGGAUUCUGGGAGAUCACUUGGUGGGAGGAAUCAUCAGCGUGCCACAUGGCAUUCAGCAGACAUUACGGCAGCAUGGCAAACACCACCUGCUGUUAAAAGAAAAAAGCCGUAUCCAAGUCAUGGAGGGCGCGCAACACAAUCUGCCCGAUGCCAACGCUCAGAAGGCAGCAGAAUGCAUUGCUCAGCUAGCACGUGCGCUGACGGAGAAAGACCUGCUUCUUGUGCUGAUUUCAGGUGGGGGUUCUGCAUUGCUACCUGCACCCAUCUCGCCAAUAACGCUCAAAGAAAAACUGGAUAUCACCCGUAAACUGGCGGCCGCUGGCGCCACCAUUCAGGAGCUGAACACGGUACGACGCGCCCUCUCCGUGUUAAAGGGCGGAGGACUGGCACAGUGCGCUCACCCGGCUCAGGUGUUGGCUUUGAUACUGUCAGAUGUGAUCGGCGAUCCACUUGACCUGAUAGCAAGCGGCCCCACAGUGCGGGUUCCUGUAUGUCGUGAGGAGGUGCUGGCAGUCCUUGAGCGCUACAAUUUGCUUGACUCUGUCCCUCUCUCUGUGGAGGACGUGUUGGGUAGACUUAGUCCACGAAAAGAAGUUGAACAAGAUGAGGCAGGGCACGUUACCAAUUACGUGAUCGGCUCGAACAGCGUUGCCCUCCAGCGUGCGGGCCGCCAAGCACUUGAGCUGGGUUUCCGCCCAAUUGUACUAUCACCAACAGUGUGCGGAGAUGUGAGGUCAGUGUCUCAUCUUUAUGGCCUCCUGGCCCGUUUUGCCUGCUCCCGUGAGGAAAAUCCAUCCGAGCUCACCGCAGAGGUGCUGAAGCUGGGACCGGCAGUGGGAGUAGAGAGUGGGGACCUGCGUCGUGUCAUGCAGAGUUUGCAGGAGGCCCGUUCGCGGGGAAAGGGCACGACGUGCGUGUUGGCGGGGGGCGAGCCCACCGUGCAACUGACGGGAAACGGCUGUGGGGGUCGCAACCAGGAGCUAGCUAUGAGAGUGGGACUGGAGCUGAGAGGCUUGCACCCCUUGCCAGACAGUCCCGUCUUCCUGAGUGGCGGAACUGACGGUCAGGACGGCCCUACCGAGGCGGCGGGCGCCAUCACGGAUGCAGGCUUGUAUGAAGAGGCCCAAAAACAACAGCUCGACAUUGUCAGCUUCCUUAAAAACAACGAUUCCUUUACUUUUUUUACACAUCUCUCUGGUGGACGCAACUUAGUUGUCCCAGGUUUAACCUGCACCAAUGUCAUGGAUGUGCACAUUCUGCUAAUUCCACACAGUGCCAAAUAGGACUGAGAGUGUAAUUUGAGCUGAAUCCACAACAGUGAACCCUUGCCAUUUGUGGACCAAGUCCCCCACAGUUCUGUGUCCAAACUUUUUUGUUUGAGGGCCACAUACAUAUAAAUGGAAAGAUGAAAGGGCCACUUUAAGAUUCUUCAACUUUUUGAAUUGCGCUGAAGUCAGUCAAGAAAGCAAUUAUAUAUUGUUUGUAUUGUCUAAUUAAUAUCAGCAUCUUUCUGUUUAAGGUCUGAAGGGAAAUAGUUGAGAAAUUUUCCAUGUUUUAAAGGUGGCCCUUUAUCUCACCGAAUAUUCAGCUCUGCAUUUAACAGCAACUGAAUCACAUCUCCACAUUCACAGCCAAAAAAAAAAACAACAAACUGUAGUAAGAUGGCCAUUUUUCAGUUCCUGGGGGAUCAUGAAUGUGAUGUCUUCAGAAAUCAGCCAUAGAGCACAAUGUGAAAUAAACAAGUUUGCCUCUAAAA